This is a messenger RNA of Punica granatum (pomegranate), 911 nucleotides long. The record is from RefSeq and is a predicted model, not a curated record. Lineage: Eukaryota; Viridiplantae; Streptophyta; Magnoliopsida; Myrtales; Lythraceae.
UGGGAAAUAUCAGUCAGUUGUCGAUCGGAUAGAUGGAUGAGGUUGAUCUGGCACUAUCAUUUUAUCAUAUUUUUUUGCCCUACCCUCUUGUGUACGUACUCCCUCCACGCAUAUAAAUCAACUCGAGAUCUCGCUUUUUGACAAACUUUAUAUAUCGAGAGUAGCUAGAGUCAUGGAGCUCAAGUAUACCAUAGCCACCAUCUUCCUCCUUUUCCUCCUCCUUGAUCUACCUCGCUUCUCGAGCUGUGAUGAUCAUGAGAGACUGAAAGGUGAAGACUCAUCGACGGAGGAGGUGUAUGAGAUCGACUACAGAGGCCCCGAGACUCACCCGAUAUUGCCUUUUCCUCCUCGAGGUAGGCCCCGGUUGCGACGGCAACACCCCUAUUUCAAACCUCCUCCUCAAUCUAAGGACUCCAAGGUCAACAGAGAACGAGGAUAGAUUAAAAAGAAGAAGAAAAACAGAGAGAGUACAAACAAGGAUGUCCUUAUGUAAACUUUUACAAUCAAAGGUGAGUAUUACUCAUCCACUUGAAUGUGUAACACCUAAUAAAAAUGCAUAAAAGUGGAAAACUAAUCUCACAAUGGGCCAAUAGAUUUUCACUUAUAAGCAUUUUGAUUGGUUUUUACUCAUUUAAAGUAGAUAAGUAAUAUUCAUUAAGACUUUUUAAGUUUACUCUCUUCUCUCUUCAUUUUGUAAAUCCGUGUGAUGAGAAGUGUGGAAAUUGUUGCUUUCAGCUUCUAAAAUAUCGUGAAGAGUUUUCUCGUGUUUGGUAAUGUGGAAUAGAAACAAAAUGGUUCCAUUCCACCGUACCAAAUGCAAUAUUUGGUAUAAAUAUCACAUUUUACGACUUGCGAGUAUAAAAUCGUGUAACUAUUGUCUUAAAUAAAUAAUUAAAUUGAUGGUUUAGUAA